AUGGUCGGCAGCGCAUCGCGGUCGUGCGGUACGGACAUGGUGAACGAUGCGGAAAUGUAUGGUGGUAGCGAGAACCAACCCCAAAACAGUUCUAAUGCGGUAACUGAUUCCACGCCUAAGUUGUCCCGGUGGCCUGAUGGUACGACGUUUGAGGGGCCACUUGUUGAUGGUGUGCCUGAGGGUCACGGGACCUGCGUGUAUAAGUCCGGCUGCGUGUGUGUGGGAAGUUUUAGUCGCGGUUGCGUCGAGGGGCCGGCGGAGGCGCUACUGCCGUGUGGUGCGUUCUUCGUUGGUAACUUCUGCCGCUCUGCUGCGCACGGUCAUGGUGUUUUGCUUCAAAAUGGGAGAUUGGUACGUGGGGAGUGGCGCGACGGGGUGUUGGUUCGCCGAACGUUGGAAAAUGUUAAUGACGCGCGGGAUGUUCAGUUUUAUACGCGUGUCAUCGCAAAGCUGUGUCACCGUGUUGAGGAACUCAAUGGUACGAUCGAACGAGACUCUUCUUCAGUAUUUCAGCAAACAAGCAAUAGCGGCCUGUGUAUCAGAGAGCCAAUUGUGCUUUUGAGGGAUGAGCAGCAGCAGGAGAGGGACGCAGUCCAAACAAGGCGAUGGGCAAGGGUUGCCACUCAGAGCCCUCCCUACAUGAGGAAUGAGCCCCAUGGUGCAGGGAUGCCACCCCUCGCGCGGGAGCCGGACAUCUCGCCUCGCUUCGAUCGCGGUAGUUUUUCGUCUUUAAACACACAUAGACGGCAACCGACAGCUUUAGACUUAAAUCAACUGACGUCCUUCGCGAGAUCUGUGCUCGCUUCUGGGGCUUCGCAACAGGCAAUAUUCGCAUCGGCGGCGCCUGCAGCAAAUGAGUUCUUUUCGCCAACUAGAUACUUGCAGUGCUUCUUCAUAAUGCUUUUUCCAUUUAUAUCACUGCCCCAGUUCUCCUUCUCGCCCAUCCGCCGCGUCAUGUUGAAGAUGGAGAGGGAAUUUGUUGUGAGUGGUGCGUUUCUCUUCCGGUCGUUUAACGUACCCAUUUACACCCUUACCUUCAGCACAAUAGCUACCUGCUGCCUCAUCGCCACAGUUGUAAUAGUUUCCCUAAAAGUGGAGCUUGGACCGGUGACUGAGGGGAAGGUUACUCUGGAGGAGUUGUUUAUUCCGUGCAUUCUUUGGGUGGCUCAGUCAGCUCUUUACGCCGCCUAUAAUAGUUACGUGCGUGUGGCUCAUGCGUUAGAAAGGUUGGACCGCCGUUUGACCCCUCAGUUGUACGCGUGUGCCGCGGGGAUUGUAAAUACGAAAGCGAAGGUGUGCAUUUUUACGUGGGAUGAUGAAGGACGUCGUGUAGUGACCAACGUACACUAUCGGUACCGAUGGUUAGGAGAAUCUCUGUUCGUUGGUAUUCUGUUUAGCUUAGCUGGGCCCCUAACUCGGGUAAGUUACAAACAACCUAUGUUUGGAUAUACAAAGUACGAAGUGUCUGCGCUGGUUCUUAUUUCAGCAUCUGUCUUGGUGUUUGCAGCUAUGGUAACGUUCAACGCCCUCAAGUUGACUGACAUGCAACGUCAGAUCAAGGAACAGAUGCGUGCGUUAACACACUUAGCGUACGUUGAAGGGAAGAGUGUGAUGCACCCCAGUGAGCAUCUGCUGCAACGAUUUAACCUUGAUGAACCCUUCAAUGUAAGCGAUAUUUUCAAUGGGGUUUCCGGUUGGUAUGUGAUACGAUCCGUUGUCGUGUACGCGGCAUCGUGCUCAAACCAUGCGGCACGUGGCCUUGCCAUGAGCGUGUUCUUUAUGCUUGUAAACUCAUGCUUUCUAGUGACCGCGUUGGAUAUGAUUUGCAUGCUUUCCUUCCAUUACAAUGAUCUGGGGAAGCGUUUUUCAUGCAUGCAUGCGUAUGGAGUGGUGACGUGCUCAGUAUGGGGUAUACUGCUCCUCCGCUACCUCUACAAGUGCGUCGAGACAGUUUGUGAGAGCGAGAGGCAUCUUUACCUUCUUGAUGUUGCCUCCCUAUAUCAUCGUACGAGGUACAACAAUGCCGAGGGAUGUGCUGAUAUAAUCACAACCUGCCGAAAAAUGGUGAAGGCAUAUGAGCAACUGCCUUGCGUUUUCUUGUUCCCCAUUACACCGUUCAUCAUCACGAUUGUGGUCAUUCUCUACAUAGUAGCGUUGUUAAUUGCUACGAUACAUGUGUACUUCGCGGCUGUAGCGCGAUUUGCGGAUACGGGAGGGAGAUGA
Molecule: messenger RNA, 2223 nt
Organism: Trypanosoma brucei brucei TREU927
Lineage: Eukaryota; Euglenozoa; Kinetoplastea; Trypanosomatida; Trypanosomatidae
Exons: 1
Coding region: 1-2223 (740 amino acids)
Source: RefSeq, a predicted model, not a curated record